UGAGCAAUAACAUCAACAAGACUUCACUGCGCCUGUGCGUUGGUUCGGGAAUCCCCCACAUUAUUUGCAAGGAACAAACUAAAAGUAUGCUUAGAAGAGCAGCUGAGCUCAGUUUACAGCCCAUAAUACAAUCAGGAUUGCUCAUUCCUGGUACUCGAGAUGUACUACCCUGCCUAUUUUCCAUCUCUCCCUGCACUGCUUGCUGGUGAUUACCUGGACCAAUCGUGCUCAUUCAAUCAGAAUGUGGAGACAUGUGCUUGAGCUAAUCAGCAGCUAGCAAGGCUUGGAGAUCUGGAAAACAGUCAGAAUGAGAUCUCGAGGACCAGGAACGGGCAGCUCUGUAUCAAUCAUUUACAGGAAUUAGCAGCUUGUCUUACAUUAGAACCACUAGAGGCGGAGUUUGAUUUGAAACUGAUUUGUUUCACUGUUUUCACAAGUGGAAAAAGACAAAGCUAAAUGAAACCAAAAAGUUUAUUUCUUAGCUGGAGGGAUUUUGAAAAACAAUUUUCAGCAUAAUGGGUGGCAACAAAAUAAGUAAAAUGGAAAAGGUUUACAAUCUGAAGGAUAAAACAUUUAAAUUUGUGGAUAGAGAGGAUGAAUUAGACUUUCUCUGUGAAGAAUUUGCGUCUCCCAGAGCAGAGAUGUCCUGUGGUCAUGCUGUGACUCCCAUGUCUCUCACCAACUGGUGCCGCUUGCUCCUUGAAAAGGGGGAGAGCCAGUUUGUUUGUGGCAUGAGUGGCUGUGAUAAGGAGUGGUCUUAUGAGGAGGUCUGUAAAAUGGCUCUACUGACCCCUGAGGAGAAGGAGUACUUUGUAAAAACUAUGGAAAGCAUCGCUGAAAGAGAAAGCAGGAAAAAUACAAAGUCGUGUCCUGAAUGCAAAGUCCCUGUGACGAGGAAAGAUGAUUCUAACCUGAGAGUGCGUUGCCAAGUUUGCUCAAAAGAGAAAAGAGACUUUGAUUUCUGCUGGCAGUGUCUGAAGGAGUGGAAGGGUCCACAGCCACGCACAGACCACUGUGAUAAUGAUGGCUGCUUCAGCGAGGCUCUCAGAACUCUGUGGAACUGCCCAGAAAUAGUUUUUCAUUCUGUCAAAGACGUCACAGGAUGUCCCUCCAUCAGGGCCUGUCCCACCUGUGGCUCUCUGGUGCAGCACAGUUCAAAAUACUGUAAAAGCAUUGUGUGUCCUCGAUGUAAGGUGAAGUUUUGUUUUGUCUGUUUAAAAAUCAUGACUGAAUGCACAAAAACAAGCAGUCCAUAUUUACCCUGCUCCAGUGGAGUCGCUCCCAGACAGACCUCCAUUCCUGUGUGGCAUCAAAAGUGAUGUGACUUUACAGAACAGUGUAGAGUGUAGAAAGUGUUCAGAAAAUGUUUCCUUACAAAAUGGAUCAAGUUUACAUUAAUGGGGCACAUUUUGGCAUAGAUGGUUUAACCCUUGUGCUAUCUUAGAUGACCCCACCCUUACAUUCACGUGUUCUCCCUACCAUGACAAAGGUGGAUAAAGGUGGAAAGAUUUCAUG
Messenger RNA from Oryzias latipes (Japanese medaka), 1515 nucleotides. NCBI's taxonomy places the organism in Eukaryota, Metazoa, Chordata, Actinopteri, Beloniformes, Adrianichthyidae. The record is from RefSeq and is a predicted model, not a curated record.